Perca flavescens (yellow perch) is the source of this 3081-nucleotide messenger RNA. RefSeq lists its product as uncharacterized. The record is from RefSeq and is a predicted model, not a curated record. Bases 1 to 2700 code for a protein of 899 amino acids. Lineage: Eukaryota; Metazoa; Chordata; Actinopteri; Perciformes; Percidae. The transcript has 13 exons.
AUGGAAGAGGGGGACAAACAAAUGGAGAAGGGAGUAAAAAAGAGGCAGUGUGGUGGUGAAGUGGGUAGGGGUGAGAGAAGUAUUUUUCUGCUGGUUACUAAACAUCCGGAACACAUCAGAUCUGCCAGCCAGCUUGCCUCCAUCUUCACCAGGAUCUUCAACCUCUCCCUGGCCCAGGCAGUCAUCCCGCCCUGCCUAAAAUCAGCCACAAUCAUCCCAGUGCCGAAGAAGUCUCCCACCACCAGCCUAAAUGAUUACCGUCCUGUGGCCCUCACCCCGGUAAUCAUGAAAUCCACAGAGGAUGCCAUCGCUGUAGCUCUCCACUCUGCGCUGAGCCACCUAGAGCAGCAGCAGAGCUACGUCCAGAUACUCUUUGUGGCUUACAGCUCAGCUUUCAAUACCAUCAUUCUGGACAGUCUCAUCACCCAACUGGGCUGUGUGCUGAGUCCCGGCCUGUACUGUCUCUACACCCACGAGUGCAGUCCGGCCCAUAACAACAACCUCAUCGUCAAGUUUGCUGACGAUACCACAGUGGUCGGACUCAUCUCAAAGGGAGACGAGGCAGCCGACAGAGAGGAGGUCCUGAACUUGGCAGCCUGGCGUUCAGAGAACAACCUGGCUCUGAACACCAAGAAAACCAAGGAGAUCAUUGUCGACUUCAGGAAGAACAGCACCGACCUAGCCCAACGAGUGUGUGGAGAGGGUCCACACCUUCCGAGCCUGCUGACACAGGUAGUACAGCAGGUGCACCGUGGCAGACAGGGAGAGGCUUCAGAGAGUAGUAAAGGCAGCACAGAGGAUCAUCGGCUGCCCUCUCUCCUCCUUGAUGGAGCUACAUCUCCUGCUGCCUCAGCAGAGCAGAAAACCUCACCAAGGACAGCUCCCACCCUGGCUUUGAUCGUUCCUAAUAUUGCUAAAGGUGGAAAGGUGAUUCAGUCCUCCCUGGGGUGGAAUGGCGUCCCUGAAAGGGCCAUUGAUGGAAACCGUGCUAGCAAUUACGGACAGGACUCCUGUAGCCACACACAAAACGAUUUAAAACCAUGGUGGAGACUGGACCUCCUGAAGACGUAUAAAAUCAACACUGUCACCAUCACCAACAGAGGAGAUUGUUGCCACGAAAGAAUCAAUGGUGCCGAGAUCCGCAUUGGAAAUUCUCUCAAUGACAAUGGCAAUGAUAAUCCCAGAUGUGCUGUUAUCUCGUCUAUCGCAGCUGGGAACUCCAAAACCUUUACGUGUAAUGGAAUGGAAGGUCGUUAUGUAAACAUUGUGAUUCCUGGUAGAGCAGAAUACCUGACACUGUGUGAGGUGGAAGUUACUGGUCAGCCUUCAGGAAACACUGCUCCAACUGAUCCUAAUAUUGCUAAAGGUGGAAAGGUGAUUCAGUCCUCCCUGGGGUGGAAUGGCGUCCCUGAAAGGGCCAUUGAUGGAAACCGUGCUAGCAAUUACGGACAGGACUCCUGUAGCCACACACAAAACGAUUUAAAACCAUGGUGGAGACUGGACCUCCUGAAGACGUAUAAAAUCAACACUGUCACCAUCACCAACAGAGGAGAUUGUUGCCACGAAAGAAUCAAUGGAGCCGAGAUCCGCAUUGGAAAUUCUCUCAAUGACAAUGGCAAUGAUAAUCCCAGAUGUGCUGUUAUCUCGUCUAUCGCAGCUGGGAACUCCAAAACCUUUACGUGUAAUGGAAUGGAAGGUCGUUAUGUAAACAUUGUGAUUCCUGGUAGAGCAGAAUACCUGACACUGUGUGAGGUGGAAGUUACUGGUCAGCCUUCAGGAAACACUGCUCCAACUGAUCCUAAUAUUGCUAAAGGUGGAAAGGUGAUUCAGUCCUCCCUGGGGUGGAAUGGCAUCCCUGAAAGGGCCAUUGAUGGAAAUCGUGCUAGCAAUUACGGACAGGACUCCUGUAGCCACACAAAAAACGAUUUAAAACCAUGGUGGAGACUGGACCUCCUGAAGACGUAUAAAAUCAACACUGUCACCAUCACCAACAGAGGAGAUUGUUGCCACGAAAGAAUCAAUGGUGCCGAGAUCCGCAUUGGAAAUUCUCUCAAUGACAAUGGCAAUGAUAAUCCCAGAUGUGCUGUUAUCUCGUCUAUCGCAGCUGGGAACUCCAAAACCUUUACGUGUAAUGGAAUGGAAGGUCGUUAUGUAAACAUUGUGAUUCCUGGUAGAGCAGAAUACCUGACACUGUGUGAGGUGGAAGUUACUGGUCAGCCUUCAGGAAACACUGCUCCAACUGAUCCUAAUAUUGCUAAAGGUGGAAAGGUGAUUCAGUCCUCCCUGGGGUGGAAUGGCGUCCCUGAAAGGGCCAUUGAUGGAAAUCGUGCUAGCAAUUACGGACAGGACUCCUGUAGCCACACACAAAACGAUUUAAAACCAUGGUGGAGACUGGACCUCCUGAAGACGUAUAAAAUCAACACUGUCACCAUCACCAACAGAGGAGAUUGUUGCCACGAAAGAAUCAAUGGUGCCGAGAUCCGCAUUGGAAAUUCUCUCAAUGACAAUGGCAAUGAUAAUCCCAGAUGUGCCGUUAUCUCGUCUAUCGCAGCUGGGAACUCCAAAACCUUUACGUGUAAUGGAAUGGAAGGUCGUUAUGUAAACAUUGUGAUUCCUGGAAGACAAGAAUACCUGACACUGUGUGAGGUGGAAGUCACUGAGAUAGAAUCAGAUAAUUCCAUUGAUUAUGCCUGUGGCUGAGUCUGAAGUAAUUCCUCAGUUCAUGUUCACUUCAUUUUAUCGCUAAUCUGCAAGUUUCUGCUUCUUUUGCUUCAAUAGAAUAUUUAAACUUAUGCUCAAUGACAUUAUGGGCCCUAUUUUAAUCAAUCUGAGCCAAACCCGACAGCUUAAUGCCACUUUCCAAAGCACAUGUGUAACCUUCUAUUUGAAAAAGAAAUAAAUAUAAAAUUUGACAUGUUUGCUGUCAUGAAGUUAACACGUUUUGUAUCUCAUCAUUCCCAUUAAUGGGAAUUGUGAAAUCAGUUGACCUUAGAAGAGCUCCUCAGUCUCUCGUAGAUUCUGUUCCUGAUCCUAUGACACUGUUCCCAUGGGAAAAUGCAGCAAAAUAGUUCUCUUGGCUGU